UUUUUUUUUUUUUUAUGAAUAGUAAAUAAAAUUUCCCUUUUAGAAAUGUUAAUAGCGGGAGCUCACUUCUCUGUUCGGCGAGUCAAGGGGGUCAUCAAACUUAGAAAAUGAUAGAAGAAGAAGAAGUCCCUUUGCUUAAGUACCAGCAAGAACCACGAAGUGAGUAUCUGGUUACACGAACAUGGCUGGAAUCAAAAAAGAUAUGGCAAAUAGCUGGACCCUCCAUCUUCAGCCGCCUUGCCAUGUUCUCCGUCACUAUAGUUACCCAAUCAUUCGCCGGACACUUCAGUGACGUGGAUCUCGCUGCCAUCUCCAUCGUUACCACCGUCAUCGUCGGCAUCACAUUCGGAUUCCUGUUAGGCAUGGCGAGCGCGCUCGAGACUCUUUGUGGACAGGCUUAUGGAGGGAAAAAGUACCAUAUGAUGGGAAUUUACAUGCAACGUUCUUGGAUUGUGCUCUUUAUAAGUUCGGUUUUAUUAGUGCCCAUGUUUAUAUUUCCAGCUCCGAUCAUGAAGCUCAUCGGUCAGACCGAGGCGGUUGCGGAGAAGACUGGUCUGGUGGCUAAAUGGCUUAUUCCGUUUCAUCUGAGCUUUCCGUUUCAGUUUUCGUUGCAGAGAUUCUUGCAGAGCCAGCUGAAGAUGGCUCCGAUUGCUUGGAUUUCCGGUGGCGUUCUAGGGCUUCAUGUUAUUUUAAGUUGGGUUUUUGUGUAUAAGAUGAGGGUAGGUCUUGUUGGCGCUGCUUUGACUAUUGACUUUGCCUGGUGGCUCUCGGUCUUGGGAAUGCUUGGAUACACUGUUUAUGGAGGUUGCCCUGAAACAUGGACUGGUUUAUCAAGUCAAGCUUUUGUUGGGCUCUGGGACUUUAUUAAGCUCUCUUUGGCUUCUGGGAUCAUGCUCUCGUUGGAGAAUUUCUAUUACAGGAUGUUGGUCAUUGUAUCUGGUUAUUUCCAAAACACUCACAUUGCAGUCGAUGCCCUUUCAAUCUGUGUAACAAUUUAUGGUUGGGAGUCUAUGAUUCCUCUUGGAUUUUUGGCUGCAACAGGGGUGCGGGUGGCAAAUGAGCUUGGUGCAGGAAAUGCAAAAGGUGCAAAGUUUGCCACAAUGAUUUCAGUAUUUACUUCCAUAUGCGUGGGACUUGGGUUUUGUUUAAUAGUCGUGCUACUCCAUGAAAAGCUGGCCAUGAUCUUUAUGUCAACUCUUCCUGUUAUUAAAAUGGUCAAUGAGUUAGCAAUCAUGUUGGUCUUCUCCAUUCUUUUCAAUUGUAUUCAGCCAGUUCUCUCAGGGGUUGCUGUGGGAUCUGGUUGGCAAUCAAAAGCUGCUUUCGUAAACAUGGGUAGCUACUACCUUGUGGGGGUACCACUUGGUGUAUUUUUCGGGUGGUAUCUGUCGUUGGGUAUUAUGGGAAUAUGGGCCGGAAUGCUUGGUGGAACCAUUGUUCAAACCGUACUUCUCAUAAUCAUCACUAUGAGAUGCGAAUGGGAAAAAGAGGUGCAGAAAGCUUGGAUGAAUAUCAUCAAGGAAGCUGCGUCCAAUUGUAACAAUUAAUUGGAGUUCAGAAUAAUGUUUGAGCAUCAUCAUUUCAUGUCGUUGCCUAGCCAGUACAUACCAGGCCCCUGGGAAGGAAAUAUGAAGAUUCAUUUUGGUGGCCUAUAUAUUGUUAAUAUGGUUCCUUCUAUAUUUUCAUCUCUAAUAAACUCAUUUUGUUUUGUUUUUGUUAAUAUUUAUUUUUGAAGGAUAAUAUGUCAUUUAUUGAAAUAAAUUCUUCAGCAUGAAGCAGAUGAUUA
Cannabis sativa is the source of this 1783-nucleotide messenger RNA. RefSeq names its product protein DETOXIFICATION 27. The record is from RefSeq and is a predicted model, not a curated record. NCBI's taxonomy places the organism in Eukaryota, Viridiplantae, Streptophyta, Magnoliopsida, Rosales, Cannabaceae. Gene Ontology annotation, biological process: xenobiotic detoxification by transmembrane export across the plasma membrane. Gene Ontology annotation, cellular component: membrane. Bases 108 to 1544 code for a protein of 478 amino acids. The transcript is spliced from 9 exons. Gene Ontology annotation, molecular function: antiporter activity; xenobiotic transmembrane transporter activity.